GAAAAAGAAAGCCUGCCUAGUGAGUGCAACUGCAAGAUAGAGCAAGAGCCCACUGACUUGUCAAGUGUUUCAGGUGUUCACUGUGGCCAUGUGUCGCCUGUCCAUGACCACCUUCUUUUUCUGUCUAUUGAUGGUGGAGCUGAAAACAUGCAAUGGCAAUUCAGUUACUAAUUUUGAUGCUGAGUUCAGCAUCAGCCUCUACCAAGCACUCACUGAGAAAGAUAACAGCUCCAACUUGGUUGUGUCCCCAGCAAGCAUCUUUCUGAGCCUGAGACUGUUGCAGCUUGGUGCAAGGGGCAACACACUGGCACAGCUUGAAAGAACCACAGGAUAUGACACCAAUGAACCUAGUAUCCAGGAGGCUGUAUCACAAACCAGAUGUAACCUGUACAAUUCUAGCCAGGGUGCUUGGCUCCAGUUUAGUAACACUCUACUCAUCCAGAGUGGCAUCCAGCUUCAGCCAGAAUUUACCCAGAAUGCUAUGCAAUGGUGCAAUAGCAGCCUAAUUAGUGUGAACCUCAGCCUUCCCAAUCACACACAAGUUCGAUUCCAGCAAGCACCGACAAUCAGAGAUGAGGCAAAAAAAGAAGAAAUGGAGGCCUCGUGGUUGGCCACUGUGCCUCAUAUGGCAUUACUGAGCUCAGUGGAAUUCCAUGGCACCUGGCAGAAACAGUUCCUGUUCAGAGGGACACAAAGUCUGCCUUUCUCUUUGGCUAAUGGCAGUACCAUCAAAGUGCCCAUGAUGUACCAGUCGACCGAAGUAAAGUUUGGCCAGUUUAAUUUGCCAUCAGAUCAGCGCUACUCCGUCCUUGAACUACCCUACUUUGGCCAAUCCCUAAGCCUUUUGAUGGUGAUGCCAAGUGAAAGGAAGACUCCACUCUCAUUCUUUCAGUCACAACUCACCGGCCGCACUGUAGCAUUCUGGGAUACAGGACUGCGUCAUACCAAAAUGGACAUCUUCCUCCCCAGGUAUAAGUUGCACUCUCGUCUCAACCUGAAGCCCGUUCUCAAGUCCCUUGGCAUUUCAGAUGCUUUCAAUCCCCUCACUGCUGACUUCAGAGGUAUAUCAGAUACAGAAGGCUUCUAUGUUUCUGAGGCCAUCCAUAAAGCCAUGAUAGACGUGAAGGAGGAUGGAACUGCAGCAGCAGCAGCCACAGCCAUGGUGCUGUUGAAAAGAUCCAGAGCAUCCGUCUUCAAAGCAGACCGCCCGUUUCUCUUCAUCCUACGGCAUGUAAAUGGAGGUUCGGUGUUGUUUAUAGGGAGAGUGAUGAAUCCAGCAGAGGAGUAGAAUAAAUACUGCACACACUGUCUACAACAUGCACACAGACUUCCAGUGA
Neoarius graeffei (lesser salmon catfish) is the source of this 1337-nucleotide messenger RNA. It is a transcript of the gene serpine3, whose product is annotated as serpin peptidase inhibitor, clade E (nexin, plasminogen activator inhibitor type 1), member 3. The transcript has 9 exons. The coding region runs from base 89 to 1288 and encodes 399 amino acids. Gene Ontology annotation, molecular function: serine-type endopeptidase inhibitor activity. The record is from RefSeq and is a predicted model, not a curated record. Gene Ontology annotation, biological process: negative regulation of endopeptidase activity. NCBI's taxonomy places the organism in Eukaryota, Metazoa, Chordata, Actinopteri, Siluriformes, Ariidae.